Messenger RNA from Monoraphidium neglectum, 384 nucleotides. RefSeq lists its product as hypothetical. The transcript has a single exon. Lineage: Eukaryota; Viridiplantae; Chlorophyta; Chlorophyceae; Sphaeropleales; Selenastraceae. The record is from RefSeq and is a predicted model, not a curated record. Bases 1 to 384 code for a protein of 127 amino acids.
AUGCGCUUCCCCCCUCCCUUCCAGGUGCGCUACCUGCUGUGGUCCUACGACCUGCCGCUGGUUGACUCAUACUUUAUGCUGGACUGCGACGAGGCCAACGAGGUUGCAGAUAACGAGGUUAGCCAGAUGAUCGAUUUCGAGGGUGCUCUGGGGCGCCCCGUCCUCGGGAUCGACCCGCUUCAGCAUGGCUCGCUUCACCACACUUCCCGACCGCACGGCAUCGGCAGCGUCGGCGUCGGCGUCGGCGACAGCGGCGGUGGCCUUCGCCAGGAUGAGUCGCGGCCCGCCACCCUGAACGGCGGCGGACGCGGCGGCCCCGUGCGAUUGCGGCGGCUGGCGCGUGAAGACGCGCAGCUGGCUAUGGCGGGGCUCGAGGCACGGUGA